AUGACAGAUAAGGCCAGUGAUGUUGUAUUAGAUUGUGGGAAUGAAUUCCUUGCGCACUUUGGGGGCAAGGCGUUCUCUUCAUUUGAUGUCUUCAACAAAGUGCUACAGGGCUUCGAGCAGGCAAGUCUUGUUUGUCCGUGUUGCCUUACCAAGAUCACAAUUUUAGGCUACGGGCACACGAUAUUUAAUGAAGCGAUCCUGUCUAUUCAAUGAGGGUAGCUUAGGUCGCGAGUUUCUGGUCUAUCGUUACAUGCAUUUUAUGUGUGUCCGCCAUCCAAAUCCUGCACGCAUGCGAUGGCAACGGUUAGUUUUAUCAACGUAAUUUUAUACAAUAUACUGCCCUUUUAGGGUCGGGGGCACAAAAUGCUCGGCCUACUUUUCUGUGGGGACAAAGAGGCACAAGCUGAUUGUCCGCCACUACGAUAUGCAGCACAAUCAUGGUGCCUGUAUGGCCCUUCCGAUGGAGGAUACCCCCUCCUUGGAGCCACCGAUAGUGGAUGAGAAUCUUAAAGACGUUCUCGACGUCAGUGCUAUGAGUAGGCUGCACGCCAAAACUUGAUUUCAUCUUGCCCUUAGAUCAGAUGACGGUAAAAGACUGUACAGAGGAAUUUCUCAAAAUCUUUCAGAGUACUAGCUUUGACACAUUCAACGAACUACAGGCCAAAAUGGACGAAUUCCAGAUGGUAUCCCUGUUUUUGUCAUCCAAAAUAAAAUAACUGUUCAGGUGACUGGAAAUCGUUAUGUAAAGACCAACACUCGAAGAUUGCCUCCAGACUCCCCAAAUUGUGAAACCCUUGUCUACAGUCACUUGGUCUACAUAUGUUACCGCUAUGGGACCAAUGCUACCCUCUACAAAAGCCGAAAACCCCAACGGUAAUUUCAUAUGUUUCACUUUUACCUUCCUCAAACAGAACUGCAAAAAUUGGCUGCCGUUCGAAAAUUUAUUUCUACGUCCAUGAUAAUCGUCUCCACGUACGACGCUAUGACUUUCGACAUAAUCACGAAGUGGGACCAGACCUUGUUCAAUUCCCUCCAAAAAGACGCCGGUCCAAAAAGCAGAUGCAGCAGCUGGCACAGCAGCAACAUCAAUUGCAACUUCAACGACAACAGCAACUGCAGCAGCACUACCAGCAACAUUCUCAUCUGUCUCCAAUGCGUCCACUAGUAGCCAUGGACGAGGAUGGUGAGGAUCAGGGAGAAGAGGACGCCGAAGACGAGGUUGACGAGGAGGAAGAAGACGAGAGCGGUUUGCCGCUCCUUUCAAUGAUGUUCCAGCAGCCAGGUUGUGCAUCUCAUAUACAGCUUGAAAGUACGUCCUUAGUUUAAAAACUGACUCUGCCAUUAGUUCUGCAAAGUUGUCCUCUCAUGUUUGGCCGCGAACCAUGGGACGGCUGGUCUACGAUCUCACUAGGUCUCAGGUCAAACCCGUGUUAGGUCAUAAAGCGUAGCGCACAGUCACUACCAUCGCCCGCCGUCCAAGCUGAUGUCUGUGUCAAAUUUGUUUUGGUUCUUGACAUGUCUGUGCAUCACCUGGCUUCUAGGUUUUCAACGCUGUGGAGCCCGUAACGAACUAGAUCAGUCUGUUACUAGCUUGUUCAGGCAUGAGGUUGGCACUUAGGCGUGUUAUCUGUCUCAAGGUAAGAAUUCCCAAAGCCGAUUUGUGGAAAGACCCAUGCUGUAAAAAACUGCCCCCGGCGCCUUCGAAUUACCGUGCCGGCUGGACAUUCCUGGGCGUUGCCUUUCCCUGGCGUUGCGUUUGAUACAGUGGAAAAUUUAGACAAUUUUAGACUAAUAAUAGUGGAAGUGCAAUUAUCAGGUAAUAUGUCAAAAGAAAGGAGACGUCCACUCUAACUAACACAUUCGACCACCUACUUUCAACGACUGCAACUUCCUGCGCACAGAAACUGAGAUCGCACCGAUUAUCCAUAGGGGGAUUACUGUACAGCACAUUUAGUAACGUUGAUGUUUUUAAACACUUGGAACAAUUCGUUUAUCUGACUGGUUUCGAAAACUUUGCUAAUCUAAGAAAAAACUUCUGUAGCUGUCUGAUGUUUCCAUUUUCAAAUUUUUGAUAUAAUUUGCUUUCUUGUAACAAACAGGGAUUUCAAAGGCUUGACACCUAUGUUUCUCUCAAAUAAACUGAAACCGAAAUGAGUAGCUGGCCACACUUGCCUUGUGCCGGAUACGUAGAUCGUCAAUGCGGACUGCGGGCUCAAGGCGGAUCUCUGUUCUGUUGUGGUCCGUGCCGUCUGCGUUGUUGACCGCUGCGAUAUUGGAUGAUCUAAUGGUACCACGUUUCGACAGCCUCAUGCUCAGUUGAUUCACGAGGCCGGUUAUGAUUUGUGCAAGUUUCUGCGGUAACUGACUCGUCGGUCGCUUGACAUCUAAGCAUGUUGGAUUUGUCUUGAUGCGAGAUCGUCACCUCGGCCCCCUUGGGACCUCACGACAUCGGUUGUCAACCCCUACUCCGGGUUACGCCUCCAAACAUCUAACUACAUCGUCCACGGUCAGCGGGGACGGAUCUGCAACCACUGACAAUCUACGCGUCUGGCAUCAUGUGCACGCUGCUCACAUUUUGUAUAACGAGGAAUGUACACAGAAUUCCCCGGUCCUCAAAAAUGGGUCACCGAAUCCACUACUGGAAGUGUCAACACAUAAAAAUCCCUCCAGGUGGACGCCUCUCUUUCUUUUGGCAAUAUUGGGGCGUUGGACCCAUGUUGUCUGCUCUGUAAAAGUAUAGAUCUAUUGCCACUGUUUAGAAAGCAUUUUACUAAUUGUCUCCACAAUCAUUUUGCUGGUGUGAUAACCACAGUGUUGCAAAAAUUUAUGCACGUGGUUAGUCUACCGUCGCUGGUAUCAACCGAUGUUCUGUGCAUCAUCGCAAACCUCCAUUUGCAACAAAAGUGAUGUACACGCGCACACAGCUUAGUUAACACCGAAGAUGCCAGUAUGUCUGGCAACAAUUAAUAGAAGGCGGUUCCUUCCACUCACCCUGACUAUUGCGUUACCCGUGGAUAUCUCGAUCCCUGAUAUUUUCAAUACCACUUCACUAGGAACAGUUAGUUAUCGCAUGAGUCAGGAAGCCUAGUCGUAGUCGCGUUUUUUGUUCCCCAACUUCAUUUGUAACAUACUACUUCCUCCAAGUGCACCUAAGGUUGCGACGUCUUAAGGGUGGUUUUCCCUUUUUCCUUCGUACAGGUGACUUCCGUUCCAUGUUCCCACCCUACGAGACAAAUGACAGCAAGCCACCUCCGCCGCCUUUUGUUUCUGGAUCCCCUGGCUUCCUUAACCCCUGCCACAGUGUUCCAUCACAUCCUCCCACACUGGAUUUCCCCUUUCCCCCUGAUCCCAAUUGGGCGAUAAUGCGUCAUCGGCGCCAUCGAGCCCUUGAUUCUGUAUUUUCCCGCCUGUCCCCCCACUUCCAACGUCUCGGCGAGUUGGCCACUUGUUCGGGUUCCAUUAACUUGUCAAGUCGUCUACGAGAGCUCAAGGCACUCGGCGACAAGUGGGCACGGGAGAAUGAGUCCCUGAUGCGUCAGCGGAGUCUCAUGUGA
Spirometra erinaceieuropaei is the source of this 3554-nucleotide messenger RNA. The record is from the annotation of a GenBank genome assembly. Lineage: Eukaryota; Metazoa; Platyhelminthes; Cestoda; Diphyllobothriidea; Diphyllobothriidae.